Molecule: messenger RNA, 321 nt
Organism: Oryctolagus cuniculus (rabbit)
Lineage: Eukaryota; Metazoa; Chordata; Mammalia; Lagomorpha; Leporidae
Product: mediator of RNA polymerase II transcription subunit 11
Biological process (GO): regulation of transcription by RNA polymerase II
Cellular component (GO): mediator complex
Molecular function (GO): transcription coregulator activity
Source: RefSeq, a predicted model, not a curated record
AUGGCUACCUAUAGCCUGGCAGAUGAGGGACUAUGUACCCUGGAAGACUUAGAAUGGGAAAUCAGUGCCACUGUUCAGCAUGCAGGUAAUGUGACCCUGGAGCUGCCAGAGGAAUAAACCAAGAAGAGUCUCCUAUAUAAGUAGAUGGCUUCAUUGCAGCAUGUGGAGGUGGAGCUGUUUGCUCAGAUUGGCUACCUUCCCCCUGAGGGCUCCAGCUACUCUUGGAGGAAGUACUGUUAGAUAGCUCUGAAGUGAGUAGACUAUGCUGGCCUCAAGGUCAGUGAUAUGGCCCAAACCUGUGAACAGAUGCUGGAGGACUAG